Molecule: messenger RNA, 1885 nt
Organism: Anoplopoma fimbria (sablefish)
Lineage: Eukaryota; Metazoa; Chordata; Actinopteri; Perciformes; Anoplopomatidae
Product: ankyrin repeat domain-containing protein 61-like
Exons: 5
Coding region: 554-1816 (420 amino acids)
Molecular function (GO): protein binding
Source: RefSeq, a predicted model, not a curated record
AAUACACAUUACAAUUAGUUUUAUGUGAUAUGUUAGUGGGUGUAAAGAUACUGAUAAUAAGUGAAUAAACAAUUUUAGGGCUCUCAGAAGCCUUUGUUAAAAGGAGAGAUGAUGAUGAUGAAACCUCUAGCUGCUUCAUAUCACAUAACUCAAUACAACUGAAAUUUGUAAAUACUGAACUUAUAUUGCAAAGUUUUAAGCUUUUGCAAGGUAAAAAAUUCAGUGCUUUCCUCAAAGUAAAAUAAGUGCAACAAGCAUGGAAAAACCUAUAAACUAGCCAGAAGGAUGUCUCCAGUCGUCAUUAUUGGCAAUGUGCGCAACACAAAGUUAUCAGCUGUAACAGGAAGACAUCAAAUGUACUCUCAAACGGACAUGAUGAAAUCAUGUGACCAAAAACACCAAAUACAGGAAACAGAAGUAGCAUUUUGUCUUUAGCUAAAUUAACUGAUAAAUAUGUGCUUGUUUGAACAAACCAGAAUAACCAGCUUUCAACAGCCACACACCUCCUGAAAGACUUAUAGCACAGACAGCAGUGAAGCUGCAAUGCCUGGUCAUGUUGGAGGAGAGCAAAGAACAUGAGGACAGGAGCAGUAACAUUGUCAAGUUUCCCAACAACGAAUUCUAUACUGCAAUUAUCGAUGAAGACUUGGGACGUAUAGAGGACAUGUCAAAAAAGUAUGGGAGCAACUUUCUUAUCGAAACACAAGGCGGUUCACCCGGGGAAGUUCUGUGGAAGGGCCUUGCUACUCUUCCCCUUCAUCUGGCUGCCUCUUACAGAAGAGUGAAGAGCAUGCAGAGCCUGCUGUCAGCAGGGGCGGACCCUGAAAUGAGGGACCGGCUCGGUCGAACCCCUCUGCAUUUGGUGAUAGCCAGUUGGCCGAGAAUCCUAACUACUACAAAGUCAAGCUCAAAGUUCCAGAAUGCUGUAAUUGGCAUGCGUAGGCAAGCAGAGGCCUGUCUACGGCUCCUCCUUGAGCACGGCAUCAACGUCAAUGCAAAGGUUGAGGGGAGUCAACAGACGGCUCUCCACCUUUCAGUACACUACAUGGCUCUGUCUGCUGUACCAAUUCUGACCGGCUUUGGUGCUGAUGUUAAUGCUGUGGACAGCAGUGGGAUGACACCCCUGCUUAUGGCUGCUGGGAUACAUCAUAAGGAUAUCAUGGUUAGCUUGAUCAAGGAGGGAGCAGAUGUGAACAUGGGGCUGAAGCACUCUGGGAACACUCCUCUUCACUUAGCUGCUGUGGCAAUAUCUAUGAAGAUGACUCAAACCCUGGAGCACAACAUUAGCUGCAUCUCUGAGCUGCUUGAGCAGGGGGCCGAGGCCAACGUGGUGAACAACGCGGGAUUCACGCCUUUACAGGAGGCAUGCAGCAUGGGCAACAAGGAGCUGGUGGAUGAGCUGCUCAGGUAUGGCGCCAACAUCAAUAAGCUGAGCAAAGCAGGGGAGAACUGUCUGUUCCUGUUCCUGAACCACAGGACUAAUGCAAGGAACAGCUCUCUGCUGGGGAAACUCCUCAGUCUGACCUCCCCGCUCACUGUCUACAACCAGAGCGGCCACCUGCCCUCUACCUUGAUGCAACCAUGUUUCUUCAAACAGAGAGACCAGCUGCUAAAACUCACUCAGCAGACGAAGAGGCUUCAGGACAUCUGCAAGAGUUACAUUUAUCUACAACAUGUCCAAGGCAAGAGCGAAGAGUUGAGAAAACUUCUGCCUGAUAAGCUAUUCGACUUUGUGUUCAACCACUGGGAAACAAACAUUUCCUUUGUGACAGAUGGUGACCAAGACCAUUAUAAUGACUUAUUUGACGUUAGUUGACACCUGUGUGUCAAUGCAAACUACAAGUGACUGCAAAAGUUUGUAUUAAGCUACAGAGAUAACCUCAAA